This is a messenger RNA of Magnusiomyces paraingens, 666 nucleotides long. RefSeq lists its product as uncharacterized. NCBI's taxonomy places the organism in Eukaryota, Fungi, Ascomycota, Dipodascomycetes, Dipodascales, Dipodascaceae. The transcript has 2 exons. Bases 1 to 666 code for a protein of 221 amino acids. The record is from RefSeq and is a predicted model, not a curated record.
AUGGUGGCACGAAAAGCUAUUCGUUUACACCUAAAUAUUAGCAAAACUAAUCCUAUUAAUGGUCAUUUGUUAACAUUGAUUGAGAAAUCUCCAAUUGCAAAGCUAACCACGCUUUACAUGUUGGCGAAAGAUGAUAGAGACUAUAUGAUUAAAAAGGAUGAAAAACGAAAAUGCAAGAGGGUUGAACCUCUUACACUGAAACAACAACAAAAUCAGACGAUUGGAAUUUUGAAAAAACAAGCAAUGGAAGAAUGGCAAGAAAUGUAUUGGAACAGCAGUAAGGAUCUGUGGUAUCAUAAUAUCACAGUGGAGUCGAAAUGUACUGAUAAUCUUUCCAAAAUGGUUACGGGAGUGAUCAUGAAGAAAGAUAGUCGAAGGAUCUUGAGUAAUAUUACUCAGUUUCGCACAGGCCAUGGCAACUUUGGCGCAUGGUUUAAAAAGUUUGGAAUUGAAAAGGAUAGUUACAACUGCAAAUGUGGAGAGCUGGAAACAGUUCAUCACAUUUUAGUUGAGUGUCCUUUGCUUGAAGAGGAAAGAAAAGGACUGAAACGGAUAUCUCCAGAGAUGGACAUGUCGACUCUCUUAAACAGUUUAACUGGCUUACAAGAGAUUGCGUCCGACUCAAGUGUUUACUUCACUGAAAGCGGUGUUUUCGGAUCUCGUUAG